AUGAGGACUUCACUCCUCACACCGGCCCUCCUCUCCCUCCUCGCGAGCACCGACCUCGCCUCGGGCCUCAGAAUAGCAACCUCCCUCCAAUGGAUCGAGCACACGCCCCAGCCAUACGCAAUCAAGCACUUCUACAACGGCUCCAGCACGGCCCAGCUCAUCAGCGGCGGCGUCCAGAGCCUCUCGUCCGACAAGUCCAUCGACCUCGCCGCCAACGCCGAGACCCAGGGCCUGCUGACCUACGCCAGCCACCGCGACGUCCGCCUCAUCUACGUCAUCUGCGAGGUCGCGUACCGCCUCGUGGCCGACGGCUCAAAGGGGAUCAAGACCCUGGCCGACCUCAAGGGGAAGAAGGUCGGGUCCAUGAAGGGCACGUCGGCGGGCUACUUUGUCAGCAAGCUGCUCGGCACGGCGGGGCUGGCCGAUAGGGACUACACGAUCGUGUCCGGGAACGUGUGCAUGAAGGCCCCCUGCGGGGCGGGCACGUUCCCGGCCAUGAUCAAGCAGGGCCAGGUCGACGCGUUUGGCAUCUGGGAGCCGGCCGUCGAGCUGGGGGCGCAGGCGCUGGGGGCCGACAGGGCGGUCAUGUUCGGGGGCGACCCCAAGAUCUACCGGGAGGUGUACUCGCUGUACACGACGGACGCGAAGCUGGCGGACCCGGCGACGAGGAAGGACAUCGUGGCGUUUGUGGAGGCGCUCAACAAGACGCUGGAUGUGUUUACUAACAAGCCCGAGACGGUGUAUGCCGAUGUCGCGGCGGCGGUGGGGAUGGAUGUCGAUGUGGUCAAGGCGGUUUGGCCGGUGCACAAGUGGACGGGGAGGUGGGGGGAUGAUAUGCUGGAUUUCAUCACGCAGGAGCAGACGUGGCUUGCCGGGCAGAACAGGCAGCAGGCUAUCUCGAGCGCGGAUCUGGCCAAGUUCCUCGAUUCGGAUAUCUUGGAUGCGCUGUGAUUUGGUCUGCUG
This is a messenger RNA of Phialemonium atrogriseum, 963 nucleotides long. RefSeq names its product periplasmic binding protein-like II. The record is from RefSeq and is a predicted model, not a curated record. NCBI's taxonomy places the organism in Eukaryota, Fungi, Ascomycota, Sordariomycetes, Cephalothecales, Cephalothecaceae. The transcript has a single exon. The coding region runs from base 1 to 951 and encodes 316 amino acids.